Cloeon dipterum is the source of this 1698-nucleotide messenger RNA. RefSeq lists its product as uncharacterized. The coding region runs from base 229 to 1461 and encodes 410 amino acids. The record is from RefSeq and is a predicted model, not a curated record. The transcript is spliced from 10 exons. Lineage: Eukaryota; Metazoa; Arthropoda; Insecta; Ephemeroptera; Baetidae.
CAGAGACAGGUUUUUUACAUUUUAAGAAAUUUUUUGAUAAAAAGAAAAAAUCUAUCUUUCUCUUAAAAAAUCUUCCUGUUAAAUACUUUGCGAGCUCUCUAAAACAGACUAUUAUAUUUUCUGUUUGUUAGUUUUCAGUAUGGAAAUAUCGAGAGAAAAAUUAUCGAUCCAUAUUUUUAUUUUGGUUAGGGUUCGUACUAAGUGGCGCAAGUUUUCGAAACCAUCAUAAUGAUUCAGAACGGAAAUACCUACACACUCGGUUUGAUCACAGUGCAUUUCCUGAUAGCACGGCGCGUGGGUGAAACACUGACAAUGCGGAGUAAACUAUUAACUGCUCUCCUAAUUUUCGACAUAUUGUGUACACAGUACACGUUUGGACAAGACCCGUAUGGUCCGUCACAUGUUGAGGUCAACGAUGAGAGCGCGAUGGAAAAUCACGGCGAACUGAUGCUAAUGAUGGAAGGGCAGGUUCACGCCAACGAAAAGGAGCCAACCAUGGAGCUGAUAAGCUCGGUACCAAUGAAAAUAAAGUCAGCCAAGAUUCAGCAACUGCAAGCAGCCCCUCAAAGCCCCCAAAACGGAAUGACCAGCAAAGAGCAGUUUUGUAUGCAGGAGAUGACUAAAUGUUUAGCUAGCAAUAUGCCAAACGACGACGCACAAAACCCCGCAGCGGAGGAUUUCCAACCCGACACUGGGGCUUCAUAUGCGCAAGAAACUGUCGUUUAUCCUACGAUCAGCGCGGAUGAUACUCCAGGACAUUUUGAACCGUUCUCCGCUUCAAAAAAUAAUAUGGGAAACGUCAAGAAAGUUGUAAGGCCAAAUCUGUCUACUGGGGGAAAUGCCGAAAUGCAAUAUUUGCCCUCCUUGAAAUGCAACUCCCAAAAUUUUAUUCGAAUGCAAGACUGUUGCUUAAACACUCCAAGAGAUUUCUUCAGUGGAUCCAUUGUAUACGCUUGCCAAGACAUUUUCCCAAUCAACCCAGGAAUUGUUCUCAAAGAAUACAACCUGAAUUUCGGACAACUGAAUGAUAAUUCGAUAGACCUUUCCAGUUCAGAGACAGUGUCUGGAGAAGCUCUGGGAAGCAGCGUUUGCUUCAUGGAUUGCAUAUUUAGAAAGCGAUUUUUGGUAAGGGAAGAUGGCAAUCUAGACUUCCAACUGUUGCCCCAACAUUUCAUUUCUGCAAAUCUGGACAGAGCAUGGCACUCGACAAUCAUGCAAUCUGUGCGCAACUGCUCUCAAGUCAUGCACAAGUUCCCACCUGUGAUGCAGAACCCAGGAUCAAGCUUUCAGCCGAUUUGUUUCACCCAUCCUUAUUUGUUCCAACAGUGCGUUGCUAAAUCAUUGAGACUGAGAUGUCCAUCUCCAAAUAAAUUGACCAAUUCUGAAACGUGCGUGGAAAAGCGCGAUGUUCUUCAGAAAUGUGAUAUUUUUCAAAUGAAGGUUCCCAUUCCUAGGUUUUAAUGUUUUCAAAUGAUACAUUUUUUUAAAAAAAUAGGUCAAAGUUUUGUAGAAUAAAGUUUAUAUAUGUGGUUUAAAAAAACAAAGAAUUUUAUUUCGAUCCAAGACGCUGUUAUGCAAUCAGCUCGUCUUGCGUGUCACGCAGUUUGCAUAAGUGCGAUUUCUGCAGGCGCUUUAUCUAACCUCAAACAUUCAAGGAAGCAAAAAUUGUCGUCUCACGUCUGCUCUUUGAGUUGAUAU